This is a messenger RNA of Didymosphaeria variabile, 396 nucleotides long. RefSeq lists its product as uncharacterized. The transcript has 2 exons. Lineage: Eukaryota; Fungi; Ascomycota; Dothideomycetes; Pleosporales; Didymosphaeriaceae. Bases 1 to 396 code for a protein of 131 amino acids. The record is from RefSeq and is a predicted model, not a curated record.
AUGCUGGAAGUCCGCCCCUGUACCAACGAUGACUUCGCCGACUUUGUCCGCAUACAGACAGCCGCGUUCAACACCGGGAUUACCAAGCUACUAAAGGCAGAGCAGACGCCUGAGAACAGGGAGAAAUCAAUCCAAAAGCAUAUCAAGAGUGUAACGAACGAGUCGGACGUGCGUUACUUGAAGGUGGUUGAUACGGAGCUGAACGACAAGAUGAUUGCAUGCGCCAAGUGGAGAAUGAAUGAAAAGGAGCGUACUGAAGAGCAGAUCCAAUCGAUGCUACCUGUUCCCGGAGAAGAGGAGAAGGACAGACCCGCGGCCCAGGACUUCAUGAACUACCUGCACCGAGUGAGAAAGCAAUUCAUGGGGACGAAACCAUUUUAUUGUGAGUGUGCGUGA